CAUGUGUCUAUCAUCAUGAUGGAGAUGUUUGUGGUCUGAAUCUGAUGACAUUAAAAAGGCUAUUUUUUCCAUCUUCAGGGCGUUGGUCGUUGUUGGAUCACACACCGCAAGUGUUUGCCUUUUUGAAGCAUUUUCUCUUUUCUUUAUUCGCUUUCGAGAGUCAGACAGUCGGCGGGAUAUGGCGGUUACAAAAUCUUCUUCCGACACUGAAAGCAAACCAGCUCCGCUUCUUAUUUCUUGAAGUACCAUCUUGUGUAUCAAUCUUCAUGAUCAUCGAUAAGGAUAACUUGAUUAGAUUGUAGUAAAUUCCCAAGCAAAGGCAAAAUGGAUUUCUUCAACGAGAUAGAUGACGACCAGGAUAUCUUCGACGCCGACGGCCUUUUCGACGAUGACAAGCCCAACACUACGGUCGACGAGGAGCAAGCCAUCCUUGAAGAUCGGUAUGAGCCUUCGAAGGAGGCCACGCUGCUCCUGGUCGACGCGGACCUGGAGUUUGACAAUAUGCUUCACGAAGAGGUGUUUUGCUCCCUCGAAAGUUUCGUCCGCCACAAAAUUAUCGCCAGUAAGGAUGACCGCAUCGCGAUUGUGAAAUACAACACGAAGAACGCGAAGAACUACAGCAAUUUCCCGGGAAUCCUCACACUGCACGACUUCGAGGAGCCGGGCACGGAGCUGGUGAAGCAGAUCCGCGACGACAAGUACACGCGGUAUGGGCGAUUGGAGCGGGGUGGGCGCACGUCCGGCGCGGUCAUGGCCGAGGUGUUCUGGAACGCAUCACAGAUGUUCAAGUUGCAAAUCGGGGAAACGCUGACGUUCAAGCGUCGUGUGAUGGUCUUCAGUGGCAACGACGAUCCGCUGGGUCAGCGGGGCGAGACGGACGCCGCUCGGCUCCGCGACCUGCAGACCACACUGGACAUCACAUUGACGCGGGUCAGCGACUGCCAGGACCUGGGGCUCGAAAUCGAGUUUUACCCGGUGGUGCGCGCCAAUAGGCCUUUUUCGCUGGACUUGUUCUGGAACAAGGUGAUAUCGCCGGAAAACAUCGAUGAGGCAGACGAACUCGCGCUGGCGCGGAUAGAUACCAGCCCAAACGCGGCGAAAAGUAGCAACAUGGACAUUGUGACUGCGGAGAGUGAGGAUGGUAUAAGUAGGUGAAUUUCAACAUGCUUCAAUAUCCGAAAGCGCGACUGUUAAAACUGUUACUGUGUUUCCAGAACUUUUCUUCAUGACGUACACCUACAGCAUCAUGCUUGUCCCAAACCUACACACAACAGGUCAGCGCAACUUCCGGAGCCUCGAGUCGCGCAUCCGCAAGCGGUUGUUCAAGAAGCGGGCGUUGACACGGACGAUCUUGUACCUGAAACGGGAUCCGGACGUGGCGCUGGGCGUUUCUGUGUACAUUAACAUCCUGGAAGCGAAGCUCCCUCCUCCCGUUUGGCUUCACGCGGUGGACAACGGCCGCGUCAUCGCCGAGCAGAAGCUCGUGGAGCGCAUUGACUACUUGAAGACCGACAUGAACGACGACGGGAUGAGCGCGCCCUUCACGGUCGGCUCCGUUACCAAAGACAUGGCCGGGCAAACCAACUUCCCGAUCGUCGGGACGGGCGGCAGCUCGAGCUCCUCUUCGAAAGUAGACCCGAAUGCUAGCAGCCUCGUCCACCAGCAGUCACCAGGAGGAAAAUUGAACCUAACAGGGGAUCACCAACCCGUAACCCACCACGUGCGGGACGCGGAGCUCGCUUCGUAUGUGGAGUUCGCGGGUGAGAAAAUUCCCUUCACCGACGAGGAGAUCAAGAAGCUGCGGAAUUUCGGCGAGGAACCCUGUAUGGAGCUGAUCGGGUUUUUGGACAGGAAAGAGUUGAAGCCGUACCACCACUACACCCACUCCUACCUCGUUUAUCCCAACGAGAAGCGGAUUAUUGGAAGCACCGCACUCUUCAAGUCGUUGCUCACGUCGCUGCGCAAGCGCAACGUGAUGAUGCUGGUCUGGUUUCGGGCCCGGGCGAACGCCGAGCCGCGGUUGUCUGCAUUGAUAGCUUCGGAGGAUCAGGACGUUUUCAACCUGAUUCCACUCCCGCACAAGGAGGACUACCGUAAGGAGACGGCAGUGCCGGUGUUAGAUACGAAGCGCGAACCGGAAUUAGACGCUCCCAACACGUGCAUGGCGAUGCGGCAUUUGCUGAACCGCAUUUGCCUGGACUCCUUCCACACGGCGGACGUGGCAAAUGUAUCCAUCCAGAAGCACUACGCGGCGUUGCAGGCACUCGCGCUCGGCGAGGCAGAGGUCGAGCCAGUGGUCGACGAGCUGCGACCCGAUCCCGACUGUUUUGCGGACGCGGGAAUGCUGAUGCUACUCGACACGCUGGAGAAAAGCAAACCCGCCGCGGAACUGCUGGCCAUUUGCGACCAGCCCGCGCCUGUUGCUGCUUCGAAGGCAGCGAAAGCGAGCAGCGGUGCGGGCAGCAAGCGCCAAAAGCUCGACUCGGGGACGGCCGCAGCGUCUCCAGCGGAGCCGGUGAUUACUGCGGAGCAAAUGGCCCGGGCCGUGCAGCAAAACCAGCUAGAGUUUAUGAAAGUCACGUUCCUGAAGCAAUUUCUCAAGUCAGUAGGCCUUCGGGUGGACGGGAAGAAGACCGAUCUCAUCCAAAAGAUAAAAACGUACCACGGAGUCAAACACGAAUGA
Messenger RNA from Amoebophrya sp. A120, 2683 nucleotides. The record is from the annotation of a GenBank genome assembly. Lineage: Eukaryota; Dinophyceae; Syndiniales; Amoebophryaceae.